AUGGCAUCAAGUGACAAAGAACCAGGGUCAACACCAUUAGGAGGAGGAGGAGAAGGAGAAGGACCAACUCCUCCAGGACAACUAACAACGAUGGGUUCAAAGCUUCUGGACAAGGGUGCCAAGAUGCUUCAAUCUAUGAAACCAGUGAAGCAGGUGCAGCAACAUGCUUGCAGCUUUGCACUCUACGCUCAUGACCACACUCGCCAGAUUGAAACCCACCUCUACAUCUCUCGUCUUAACCAGGACUUUCUCCAGUGCCCCAUCUACGACUCCGACGAUCCCCUUGCUCGUCUCAUCGGGGUGGAGUACAUAGUGGCUGAAAAUAUCUUUGAGACCUUGCCACCUGAAGAGCAGAAGCUAUGGCACUCUCACGCCUACGAGAUCAAGUCCGGGCUAUGGGUACACCCAAGAGUGGCAGAGAUGAUUGUCAAACCAGAGCUUAAGUGGUUAGCCAAAACAUAUGGGAAGUUCUGGUGCACCUGGCAAGUGGACAGAGGAGACCGGGUUCCACUUGGCACACCAGCGCUAAUGAUGUCCCCACAGGGAAUCAACGCCGGCCAAGUACGACCGGAUUUGUUGAAGAGCCGUGAUGAUAAGUACAAGAUGUACUCUAGUGAAGAGCUAAAAGAAUCAAGGUUGGAGAUUGAGGAACCAGAAUGGCUGAAUCCAAAUGCAGAUUAUUGGAAACAGCAUGGCAAGGGUUUUGCUCUGGAUGUUUUGGAGAUGGACAUGAAAUGCAUGAGAGUGAACCUCCUGCCACCAGUGCCAGAAUCCCUUUGA
Molecule: messenger RNA, 780 nt
Organism: Dioscorea cayenensis subsp. rotundata (Guinea yam)
Lineage: Eukaryota; Viridiplantae; Streptophyta; Magnoliopsida; Dioscoreales; Dioscoreaceae
Product: oil body-associated protein 2B-like
Exons: 3
Coding region: 1-780 (259 amino acids)
Source: RefSeq, a predicted model, not a curated record